GCAGGAUCUAUGGCGAACUACAGCCAUGCACCUACUGGGAGCAGCGAGAACCUUUUGGAAAAUGUGUCUCCUCUGGCGACAUUCUUCAAGCUGACAUCCCUGGGCUUCACCAUCGGGGUCGGCGUGUUGGGCAACCUGCUCAUCUCCUUCCUCUUGGUCAAAGACAAGACCCUGCACCGGGCUCCCUAUUACUUCCUGCUGGAUCUCUGCUCCUCGGAUAUCAUCCGCUCGGCGGUUUGCUUCCCCUUCGUCUUCCUCUCGGUGAAGAACGGCUCGUCGUGGCCCUACGGCUCCCUCAGCUGCAAGGUGGUCGCCUUCGUCGGCGUGCUGUCCUGCUUCCACGCCGUCUUCAUGCUGUUCUGUGUGAGUGUGACCCGCUACAUCGCCAUCGCCCACCACCGCUUCUACUCCAAGAGGCUGACUUUCUGGACGUGCCUGGCGGUCAUCUGCAUGGUGUGGACGCUGUCGGUGGCCAUGGCCUUCCCACCGGUCUUCGACGUGGGCACCUACACCUUCAUCCGGGAGGAAGAGCAGUGCAUCUUCGAGCACAGGUACUUCAGGGUGAACGACUCGCUGGGCUUCAUGUUGAUGUUCGCGGUGAUCGUCCUGGCCACGCACAUUGUCUACCUGAAGCUCAUCUUCUUCGUCUACGACCGGCGCAAGAUGAAGCCGGUCCAGCUGGUGCCCGCCGUCAGCCAGAACUGGACUUUCCACGGUCCCGGCGCCACUGGGCAGGCGGCGGCCAACUGGAUCGCUGGCUUUGGCCGGGGACCCACCCCUCCCACCCUGCUGGGCAUCAGACAAAACCCCCAGGGCCAGGGCAUGAGGAGGAGGCUGCUGGUCAUGGACGAGUUCAAAACCGAGAAGAGAAUAGGCAGGAUGUUCUACCUGAUCACCUUCUUCUUCGUGGCGCUCUGGUGCCCGUACCUGGUCGCAUGUUACUGGCGGGUUUUUGUGAAGGGCCCCGCUGUUCCACGGGGUUAUCUGACCGCCGCGGUCUGGAUGACUUUUGCCCAAGCUGGGGUCAACCCUUUCAUCUGCAUCUUCUCCAACCGGGAGCUAAGACGUUGUUUCAGCACCAACAUCCUUUAUUGUCGCAAGUCCAGGUUACCGAGGGAACCUUACUGCGUUAUAUGA
Hemiscyllium ocellatum (epaulette shark) is the source of this 1137-nucleotide messenger RNA. RefSeq names its product G protein-coupled receptor 85 (gene gpr85). Lineage: Eukaryota; Metazoa; Chordata; Chondrichthyes; Orectolobiformes; Hemiscylliidae. The record is from RefSeq and is a predicted model, not a curated record. Gene Ontology annotation, biological process: G protein-coupled receptor signaling pathway. Gene Ontology annotation, cellular component: plasma membrane. Gene Ontology annotation, molecular function: G protein-coupled receptor activity. The transcript has a single exon. The coding region runs from base 10 to 1137 and encodes 375 amino acids.